Molecule: messenger RNA, 960 nt
Organism: Cladophialophora psammophila CBS 110553
Lineage: Eukaryota; Fungi; Ascomycota; Eurotiomycetes; Chaetothyriales; Herpotrichiellaceae
Exons: 1
Coding region: 1-960 (319 amino acids)
Molecular function (GO): protein binding
Source: RefSeq, a predicted model, not a curated record
AUGGCGCAUCUUCCAGAUCCAGCGCAUGAUGCACAAAAGCAGGAGCGUCUGUCAUCUCUUCUUCCGGAGCUUCAGCUCGAGAUCAGUAGGUAUCUCGACUACUGUGACCUCAACAGUGUUCGUGCGACAUCGCGGGCGAUGUCGCGUUGCUUCGCUGACCCUGCGACUCUGCUGAUUGACGAGAUGUCGAGGGCUUGGGUUGAAAUCGAAGCUGAAUUCCAAAACCGCUACUAUGUGGAUAUGGGGUUGUGCCUGGUAGAUUCGCAACACAACCGCAUGACCCUCAAACAAGAGGUGGAGGAACACGCCACGGUAUGCGGCUUCUCCAAGACGUUGGUCCAAUGGCUUGUAUGUCCCAGUCGCCACCACUUUGCUUGUUCCAAGUGUCGUGUUGUGAAGCCGUGGGCCGAAUUUCCGACCGACGGUCUCCGCCGCACAUACCCGUUCGGUACGUACCUAUAUUCUGGCGCACCUCAGCAAGUUUACAAAGACGUACUGGAAUCUAUGGUGUGUGGCGAUUGUGCGGCUGCGGACCAACCUUACAGAUAUCACAACCUUGGCCUCCGGGAUAAAGUGGUGUCGAUCAUUCAGUGCCACAGAUGCCACCUCAUCAAACGCGCUCCGGCCGAACUGCCUUUCAAACUUCGCUUCUCGGGUUUCUGCCAACAGUGUUUUGCGAAGGUCAAUCAGCAUUGGUUUAGAUACAAGAGUUUCUUGCAGGAGUGCCUUGCCAAAAUGGAGAGCUAUGAGAGCGGGGAAUACCUAAAAGCAUUGUCAUGGGAAGGGUUGCCUGAAUGCCCCGUGCCUGCUGAUUUCGUUACAGCGCUGAACAACCCAAAUUAUCGACCCCUUCCCAAUUACUCGCAGAUCGCCUUUGGCCAGCUGUCGCUCAAGGCAGUCAGACUUCACCGUUCAAUUAGGCUUCGACCGUGCGAGCUUGAAGCAAUCACCGAGCCGUGA